This is a messenger RNA of Syngnathoides biaculeatus (alligator pipefish), 4110 nucleotides long. It is a transcript of the gene kpna3, whose product is annotated as karyopherin alpha 3 (importin alpha 4). Gene Ontology annotation, cellular component: nucleoplasm; nucleus; cytoplasm. Lineage: Eukaryota; Metazoa; Chordata; Actinopteri; Syngnathiformes; Syngnathidae. Bases 231 to 1796 code for a protein of 521 amino acids. The record is from RefSeq and is a predicted model, not a curated record. Gene Ontology annotation, biological process: NLS-bearing protein import into nucleus. Gene Ontology annotation, molecular function: protein binding; nuclear import signal receptor activity. The transcript is spliced from 17 exons.
UAGCGUAACGUCACUUCCGCCAUGUGACUCGUGACGUCCGCCCGCCCGCCCGCACCGGAGCCCCGCAGCCGCAGCCGCCGCCGCCGCCGCAGCAGCAGCAGCAGCAGGACGAGAGCUGCCGUGCCCGAGUGUCAUCUCUCCAGGAGGAGAUCCCGAAAAGCCGGAGCAGUAGUAGAGAAGCACCCCGCCCCCCCCCCACCCCCCCAGCCUCUACAUUCACGCGCACAGCCAUGGCAGACAACGCCGGCUUGGAAAACCACCGCAUCAAGAGCUUUAAGAACAAGGGGCGCGAUGUCGAGACUAUGCGAAGGCAUCGGAACGAGGUGACGGUGGAAUUGAGAAAGAACAAACGGGACGAACACCUACUGAAGAAGAGAAACGUCCCGCAGGAGGAGAGUCUGGAGGACUCUGACGUCGACUCCGACUUCAAAGGGCAAAAUGUUACACUUGAUGCCAUCCUACAGAACGCCACCAGCGACAACGCAGUCAUCCAGCUCAGUGCUGUGCAGGCGGCCAGGAAAUUGCUCUCCAGCGACAGAAACCCCCCUAUUGACGACUUGAUAAAGUCUGGCAUUCUGCCUAUUUUAGUCAAUUGCCUGGAAAGAGACGACAACCCCUCUCUCCAGUUUGAGGCAGCCUGGGCUCUGACCAACAUUGCUUCUGGGACCUCGGUACAGACUCAAGCUGUGGUUAAAUCCAAUGCAGUGCCCCUGUUCUUGCGACUCCUCCGCUCUCCUCAUCAGAACGUAUGUGAACAAGCCGUUUGGGCUCUGGGAAACAUUAUAGGUGACGGACCACAGUGCAGAGACUACGUCAUCUCCCUCGGCGUGGUCAAGCCGCUACUAUCCUUCAUCGACCCCUCCGUCCCGAUCACCUUCCUGCGCAACGUCACGUGGGUCAUCGUCAACCUCUGUCGCAAUAAGGACCCGCCCCCGCCCAUGGAGACGGUGCAAGAGAUUUUACCUGCCCUCUGCGUUCUCAUACAUCACACGGAUAUAAAUAUCCUCGUCGACACCGUGUGGGCUUUGUCCUACCUGACGGACGGUGGCAACGAGCAGAUCCAGAUGGUCAUUGACUCUGGUGUGGUUCCGCUUCUCGUGCCUCUUCUCAGCCACCAGGAAGUGAAAGUGCAGACGGCAGCUCUGCGUGCAGUGGGAAACAUCGUGACCGGCACUGACGAACAGACGCAAGUUGUUCUCAACUGCGAUGUCCUCAGAUACUUCCCCAACUUGCUGACGCACCCUAAGGAAAAGAUCAAUAAGGAAGCAGUGUGGUUCCUGUCCAACAUUACAGCCGGGAACCAGCAGCAGGUCCAAGCUGUGAUCGAUGCUGGACUCAUCCCCAUGAUCAUUCACCAACUGGCUAAGGGCGACUUUGGCACUCAGAAGGAGGCGGCGUGGGCCAUCAGCAAUCUCACCAUCAGUGGAAGAAAAGACCAGGUGGAGUACCUGGUGGAGAAAAACGUCAUCCCGCCCUUCUGCAACCUGAUGCUGGUGAAGGACCCCCAGGUGGUGCAGGUGGUCCUGGACGGCCUCAAGAACAUCCUCAUCAUGGCGGGCGACGAAGCCAGCACCAUCGCCGAGAUCAUCGAGGAGUGCGGCGGUUUGGAGAAGAUCGAGAACUUGCAGCAGCAUGAAAAUGAAGACAUCUACAAACUGGCCUUUGAGAUUAUCGAUCAGUACUUUUCAGGAGAUGAUAUCGAUGAAGAUUCCAGCUUGAUCCCGGAAAGCACUCAAGGAGGAACCUUCAACUUCGACCCCGCUUCCAACAUGCAAACAAAGGAGUUUAAUUUCUGAGAAGAAACAGCAAAAGCCAGGAUGUUUGCGUCAGCCAGCUGCACGGGUACUCUGUAAUGUCCACUCCCCCCCCCCCCCCCCCACAGUGACAUUCUUCCAUCGCUCCUCCAAUCUGGCAACCUGAUUUGGAAGGAUUGACUUCACUAUGGAUCGUCGCGGUCACUACUGAGGGAUUUUACGGCCCCCGCCACCACAUCUGCACUGUGGGGGGGUGCUUUUUGUUUGGUUUGCUUUUUGUUUUGAUUUUUUUUUUUAUUUUUUAAACAGUCACCCCUCGCCACCAUCUGGCAACCCGCACCCACAGCAAAGGAUUUUUUGCUUCGACAUAUCACACAAAAGCGGAAAACGUGAAGGACGCGUCGGCGUCGGCGGCAACGUUUCAUUGCUGAAGUGUUCCCGAGCACACUUUGUUUGGUAGUCUCCCGCACCGACACACACACUCAGAUACACAAACAUACGCGUUUGAACGAUUAGUGUGCAUACUUCUGACGGAAGCCUUCAUAUCACGACUGGGAGAAAUACUGCUGUUUCUGUUUUCCACUCGUUUUUGUGCCCUCCUUCCCUUGCUCACGCAAAUACACUUUUGGCACACAAACGCACCCACCCGUAGGGUCGCACAGGUUCCUGCAAGCCCCCCCCCGUCCCCCGCCCGCAACCCCCCUCCGGCUAACCCUCUUUCACCCAUUGCAGAGCUAAGCCAUGAUUAACCGUGGACAGACCCCCUUGACCCCCCCACACAGACGCACCCCCUCCCCACUCCUCUGAGGGUGAAAGGGCUCCUACGGUGGCAGGCAGACGCGACAGGACUUCAUGUCACUUUUUUUUUUUUUUUUUUAAUGUGACUUUAAUUUAAUUAUGCCCAUCCACCACCCCCCCCCCAAAAAAAAAAAAAAAGUGAAGUAGCUGCCAUCGUUUUUAAUUCUUGUUUCAAAACGAACUCAGCAGAGUAAAAAAAGAGGUUAUUGAGAACUGCAAGGGACUUCCUGUGUCCACUGUAGCGCUCGCGCCCCCCCCCCCCUCCAAGGACCUACUGUACGUCCUGGUUGCUCGUGACUCCCCUGUAAUGUGAAGCUUACAAAUCAGUGGUGGUGGGGGCCGAGGCGCUUAUAUCAAAAGGAGAAAAAAAAAAAGACGUGAAUUGAAUCUGAUUGGGAUUUUUUUCUUUCUUUUUUUUUUUUUUUUUUUUAAAUGAUUUGUUUUGAUGUUGAAAGGUUUUCCCUUUUUCUUCAGUUUGAGUUCAUGAUGAGCUUUCUUCCGCUCGGAGCUUCCAAUGCGCUUUUUGGACGUUCGCCACGUUUUAGUCUUAUGAGCGUGUCGGAGUUGUGAGGACCACGCUGAAAAAAGGGAAAAAAAAAACAUUCGGGUCACGAGACGAAGGUGGUGUGUUGAGAGGAAAAAAAGUCAAAAUUACAGAAGAAGAGUAAAUAUCAGAACUUUCUGUGGAAAAAGUUGUACACAUUUUGUAGUGGUAUUUCCCCCCCCCCCUCAGUUUUUUCCUAGUAAAAUUAUGUCCUUGUUCUCAAAAUUCUGACUUUCUAAUGGCUUUAGCAUGACAGCUUUUAUCCCCCCCCCCCUUGCACAAUUACAACAGUUUUGACAAAAAAUAAUUUCUAAGCAAAAUUCAAAGCCGCAAGUAAUACUCGUGUAAUGACGACUUUUUAUGACUGUAUUACCGGUCUAUUAACAUCCCGACUUAAUAAAAUUAUGAGAAAGUAAAGCCCCUGAGGUAAUGAUAAUAAGGUGAGAAGGAAGUUGUAAUGUUACACGAAUGCAGUCUGAAUGUUAUGCUGAAAAGGUCCAAACUUUUUGUGAUAUUACAGCUUUUCCUAUUAAAAUUAUGUAUUCAGUUAAUAUGAAAAUUAGGACUUUUUUCUUGUAAUAGCACUAAUAAUCAGAUAUUGCGUCUUAGCAGGAAAAAGUUAUCACAAGAGGAAUGCGGCAGUAUUCUGUUGGGGGGUGUGUGAGUUAUAAUGUUAUAAAAAAAUGCUAUCUGGUGAAAAUAAAUAUUCAUAAUUGUAAGUUGAAGGUUUUCGAGGUAAAAAACUCACUUCUGUCCUAAUACUGCAGCUGUUUUCCUUUUUUUUUCCACAUUCCGUUAUGUGAAUAAAGUUGCAAUGUUCGAGGGGGGGGGGGGGCGUUACCAGUCAAAAGUCUGAAUGUAACAUUAAGUGAGAAAAGGCAGAUGUGAGGGAAAAAAUGUCUGGGUGGAGGCUGAUUUUUGUUGCAAGAAAAAGUCCUGAUAUAGUAAUAUUACAAAAAUAUUUGGAUGCUAUGCAAAAACAACGAAAAAGAAUGUAAAAAUGUAUCUAAUGUA